AUGAGUGGAUAUCUCUGGAAGCAUUACUUUGAAGAUGAUGUCGAUAGCUUUCGACAUGUCUUGGAAUCUGCCGCCCAUACUUCACGUACAGGAGCACCGAAAGGUCCUGCUGGCCGACAGGGUGGAGUUCAUGGUGCCGGGUUGAACAACAGUCCUGCGAGCUACGGAGCCUCGCCACUUCUAGGCGCCAAAGGGAGGAAGAUACCCGGUGGCGCUGGUUUGACGUUGACCCGUUCGGAUAUCAACAGUCGCGAUGGCAUGGGCAUGACGAUACUACAUCACGCUGCAUCCACUACCACCGAGAAUGCCAUUGGUUUUGCACAGGCUCUGCUUGAGCACCCGCUGGUCGACUUAUACAUUCAGGAUGUGGAGAAUGGUUGGACUCCACUGCAUCGAGCUUUCUACUUUGGAAACAUUGCGAUUGCACGUCUAAUCCUCAAUCGCGAUACUCAAGACAUCCUAGGCUACGGUUCUAUAGGGUUCAAUCAACAUGCUCGAGGUCUCGUUAAGAUCAAGGAUAAGGAAGGUUACGGACCAUUGGAUUUAUUCUCCCUGACCAUCAAGGAUCGCACCCUGAGGCCAGAAGUUGGAUCUACCCCCGAGGACGAUUCCGACGACGAGUUUGCGCAGGGUGACAGUGGUGAUGGGGUCGACGAUUCGCGAAGACGCGUCCUCGCACCGUCAGUUCUUCUCAAUGGCGACGAGGUGUAUACGUUUGGCAGCAACAAGAACGUGACCUUAGGAUUUGGCGACCAAGAUGAUCGUCAGUUUCCUGAGCGUGUCGUCCUACGACGCCCUGAUCAUUUGCUGCAGAGAUUCUAUCGGGAGCAUCGGGAAAUCGAGGCUCAGAAACUCGCUGCAAUAAACAUGAGUCUUCAAGAUUCUGGCUUCCUUCAGCCCUUGGCAGUUACUGACCUCCCAACGCACAUUCGAAAUACACCGCUUGUCAUUCAAGAUGUGCAGAUGUCGAAGCUCCAUACGGCGGUUCUCACGACUGACCCUAUUUCGAACCUCUAUGUGUGUGGACAUGGUCCUGGUGGCCGACUAGGCACCGGAACAGAAACUACACGAUAUCAGUUCACUUGUAUUGAGAGUGGUGGCUUGGGAAAAAAGAAGAUUGCGGCAGUAGCUUUGGGGCAGAACCAUACUCUAGCGAUCACGGAUGAGGGAGAAAUCUACUCGUGGGGCAACAACGCCUAUGGCCAGCUAGGAUAUUCUCUGCCGAAGCCUACUGUUAAAGACGAUGAUCCGAUUUCAACAAUACCUAGGCAGAUAUUCGGUCCUCUGAAACGAGACGCAAUUACAGGUAUCGGAGCCUCCCGAAUUCAUUCGGUUGCACAUACAUCUACAUCUUUGUACACCUUUGGCAAGAAUGAGGGUCAGCUAGGAAUUGUUGAUUCCGAUGCGCGCUCAUUGGAGAUGCAGAUCGUACCACGGAAGAUCGCUGCAUCUUUGUUUUCUUCGCCAAUCAGCUCCGCAUCAGCCAUAGAUGGUGCUACGAUAUGCCUUCUAGAGAACCGUGAAGUAUGGGUAUUUGCUAAUUACGGCUACGCACGAUUGAACUUCCCUCUGGAUGGUUUCACCAACAAUUUCUUGAAAGAAAGUUGGCUCACUACCAAGUACGAUACCACGCCGAACAAAGUCAAAAAGAUAACGUCUGGCGGAGAUACAAUAUGUGCCCUAUCGAGUUCCGGCGAGGUGUUCACAGUUGCAGUAAGCCGCCGCUCCGAAGGCGGCCAAGAUGCCAGUACGUCUACAACUAACCCGAAGCAAAUACGCGAUGCUCUGUCGACACCGAACCGCAUUUGGUCGGCGAAGCAAGGUCACAUGGCUGCUCGAGACGUGGAUGUGGAUCAGGACGGUUCAAUCAUCUUGACUACCGAAGCCGGAAGCGUUUGGAGACGUACGAAGCGAGCAACUAUCAAGAAUACGGCUGCCACUGCUGCGGCUAAGCAGAAGCCCAAAGACUACAAGUUCCAGCGAGUGCCGGGGUUGACGCGGGUUACGGCUGUGCGAGCAUCUGCUUUUGGCGCUUACGCUGCGAUUCGCAGGGAUUGUGAUGUCACCAGGUCCCAGAUUAUGACGGACGAGCCUACACUCUGGAAGGACGUCGCGCCUUUGCUCCCGUUCUAUGAUUUGUCGAACUAUGAGGAGGACUCGAACGACGAGAACCCUCUUCCAAGAUUUUGGCAGCGUCCUUCCGAAGCGCAAUCUCUACGAAAGCGAGUACUAGAGUCGAAAGAUCUGGAAAAGGAAGUGAUGGAGAUGUUGGAACGAACACUACCCUCCUCAGAGAACACUUACGAUAUUCAACUCGGCACGACACUUUCCGACGUUCGCAUACCUGUUCACGAGUUCAUCGUGUCCAGUCGAAGUCGCGUCUUCCGGGAUGCAAUGGCCACUUUCCGUGCCCAGGAUGACGGUCAACUAGACAUUAGCGAGUUGUUAGAGAUCCGAGAGAUCGAUGGCCGUGUAACAGUGAUCUUCCAUGGUUUGGAUUUCCUCACUGUCUUCGAUCUAGUCCUCUAUUCGUACACCGACACUCUUGUUGAUUUCUGGAACGUCACGCGAUAUUACCCUCAGAUGGCAUAUAGGUACCGCACUGUGCGCACUGAACUUAUGAGGUUAGCAACACGACUGGAGCUCCGCCAACUUGAGCCAGCUGUCCGCCAGAUGAUAACUCCAAGAAAGAGUUUGAACCUUGACAUGACAGUGGCUAUCAAAGAAACAUCCUUUUUCGACAGCGGUGAUAUGAUUGUUGAGCUAGAGGAUGGGGAGAUGACGCUCCACUCUGACAUCCUCUGCCAGCGAUGUCCGUUCUUUGAAGGUCUUUUCAGAGGUCGCGCUGGGGGCCAAUGGUUGGCUGGCAGACGCACAGAAGAAUCGCAAUUGGUGCGAAUUGACCUCACCCACGUUGAUUCGCAUGUAUUCGAAUUGGUUGUGCGCCAUCUAUAUACCGAUGCCGGCGAAGAAAUUUUCAACGAUGUCACAAGCGAAGAUCUGAACGAUCUUCUCGCCUUGGAUGAAUUGUUGGACCACGUUAUGGAUGUCAUGUCAGUUGCGAACGAGUUAAUGUUAGAUCGGCUAUCGCAGAUCUGUCAGAAGCUCAUCGGACGCUAUGUCAAUGCACGGAACGUUUGCUCACUCCUCGCGGCCGUUGCACCUAGUUUAGUUGCAGAAUUCAAGGAUGCUGCACUUGAGUAUGUGUGCCUGAGCAUGGAAGCUGUCAUGCAGAACGGAUCUUUGGACGAGCUCGAUGAAGACCUUUUAUCAGAACUGGACCAUGUCGUCCGCGAAAAUCAAUUAGCAUACCUUCCCUUUGCGAGAAGCGGGCGGGCGGAAGCACUUCUAUUCGACAAGUAUUCGGAGCUUGCUGAGAGGAUUGAGCGAGGAAAGCGUGCCAAAGUGGACGCCAUCGUCCUCUCCAAUAAGUUCUCUGAAGCCGAUGGACUCAUUUCAUCGUCUUUCCGGGCGCAAAGCCUAGAAGAGCUCUCUGUGUCCCCCCUUAGACAACGCACCCGCCGGAGAGCAUCCCGAGAAGGGAAGCUAGAAGCUGAGAGCCCCGUUUCGACACCAGCCUUGAAAGCGAAGAGCUCCGUAGCUGAUCUCAUGUUUGAAAUGUCAGAUGGUGACGACGAUGAAGACAUAGAUACCGCCCUUCGCCAACCACAAUUUACGCCAGCAGCGGCGAAGCAGUCGUUCCCUGACCAAAUUGGAUCACCACCAGUACCAUGGUCUAGCGCAAGGGUGGACGAUGGCCAGUCGUCGCUUGCGGCAUCUGACCACAUGUACCCCAGCCUUGGGUCUCAGAGGUCGAAGCCUUCGCGAAACGUUCCUGGAAGGACACCAGAGCGGCCAUGGGGUCCUGCACCCUUGGCGGCAACCAAGCUUGAUCUGAAAGAUAUCAUGUCGCAGACUGCGGUCGGUACCCCUUCAAAUUUGACGCUUGGCCUUUCCCAGCAAGAGAAAGAAAGGAAGGCUUCCGGAUCAGUCCACGCGAAAAUGUCACAAAAGGAGCGAAAACGUGUACAGCAAGCGCAUCAAUUUGGACAGGCGGCGACACCUGAAAGAGCACAGCCUGAUCCGCCCACGGUAUCGCCAUGGCAAGCGAAGUCUCACCGGAAAGUUACUGAAAGCCCUGUCACUACUUCCGCACCACCACCUCUUCAGCCUCCUAGGACUUCGAGCACACCUCAGUUGACAAUGCGUCAAACUGUUGCCAAUCGCGGAGCAAAUUCCAAGCAGAAAGAACAGGACAAGGGCCGUCAACCAUCGCAAUCAACUCCCGGAAACACACCGUCAUCCCAGAAGCUCACCUAUGUUGCCGCUGAUCCAACGAACGCGGACCGGGGCAUGUCAGUCUCGACAACGCCGAUCCCCACGCCUCAGUCUGUUCGUCACAUUCCUCUUCCAUCUCACUCACCAACCUCGCCAAGUCAACACAUGAGUAUGCACGAGAUCCUUUCCCUGCAGCAAGCCGAGAAGGAUUAUGUCCGUGAGGCUGCAGCCAAACGAAGUCUGCAGGAGAUCCAACAAGAGCAGGAAUUCCAGCAGUGGUGGGAUCAGGAGAGCAGGAGAGUCAUCCAGGAGGAGGAGCAUAGAAAGCGCGCCCAAGAGAGGGCAGCUAAAGCUAGCAGGGGCCGAGGAAUGGGUAGGGGUGGGAAGCCCAAAAGUAAAGGCAAGGAUAAGAAGGAGGGUGACGAGCAGGAUCCAGGGAAAGCAAACAGGGAUGUCAAGCAAACACCAUCUGCCCCUGAGACCUCCAAGUCUACACCCACGCCGAAGCAGGAUGGAGCAGACAAGGGAAAGUCGAGAGGGAGAGGAGGUCAGCGGGGUGGCCGUGGUGGUGGACGAGGAGGUCGUCCUUAUGGCCAUCCAAGAGAGGCAUCCACGCCGAUUGUCUCCGCCUCUUCGAAACAAUGA
This is a messenger RNA of Didymosphaeria variabile, 4923 nucleotides long. RefSeq lists its product as uncharacterized. The transcript has 3 exons. Gene Ontology annotation, molecular function: protein binding. The coding region runs from base 1 to 4923 and encodes 1640 amino acids. NCBI's taxonomy places the organism in Eukaryota, Fungi, Ascomycota, Dothideomycetes, Pleosporales, Didymosphaeriaceae. The record is from RefSeq and is a predicted model, not a curated record.